This is a messenger RNA of Ilyonectria robusta, 1677 nucleotides long. Its product is annotated as thiamine pyrophosphate enzyme. Lineage: Eukaryota; Fungi; Ascomycota; Sordariomycetes; Hypocreales; Nectriaceae. Gene Ontology annotation, molecular function: thiamine pyrophosphate binding; flavin adenine dinucleotide binding; magnesium ion binding. Gene Ontology annotation, cellular component: mitochondrion; acetolactate synthase complex. The record is from RefSeq and is a predicted model, not a curated record. The coding region runs from base 1 to 1677 and encodes 558 amino acids. The transcript has 3 exons. Gene Ontology annotation, biological process: L-valine biosynthetic process.
AUGGAGGCCCUGGCCCAUGGGGCCCAUCUUAAAGGCGUUAAAUUCCCCAAAGUCAUAACAUGCCCACAUGAGAUGGUGGCCAUGUGUAUGGCCGAUGGGUUUGCCCGCCUCACGGGAAAGCCACAGUGUGUGUUGGUCCAUGUUGAUGUGGGAACUCAGAUGCUUGGCUGUGCUAUGCACAAUGCAUCAGUGGCCCGCUGCCCUGUUCUUGUCUUCGCCGGCCUCUCGCCAUUCACCCUGGAGGGAGAGACUCGCGGAUCCCGCACCGAGUAUAUCCAUUGGCUUCAAGAUGCCCCGGAUCAGAAGGCCAUCGUUUCUCAGUUUUGCCGCUUCGCCGGCGAGUUUAAGACUGGCAAGAACAUCAAGCAGGUCCUAAACCGAGCCUUGCAGUUUGCCACCAGCGAUCCCAAGGGCCCAGCGUACAUCAUGGGCGCCCGUGAGAUUAUGGAGGAGGAGAUUGCUCCCUACCAUCUGGAUCAAGACGUUUGGGGCAGUGUAUCUCCAAGUGGUCUGCCCACAGAAGCACUGGACAUCAUUGUUUCUACAUUGGCAGAAGCCGAGCGUCCGUUAAUCAUUGUCGGCUAUACUGGGCGCAACCAUGCUACCGUACCUGAGCUUGUUAAGCUGGUGGAAGCUAUUCCGGGAACUACAGUACUGGACGGACUCGGUAGCGAUGUUUGCUUCCCCUGGAGCCACCGCGCGUUCCUCGGAGUGGGCAUUGGGCGCCACAAGAGCAUUGAAAAGGCCGACGCAAUUCUCGUCAUUGACUGCGAUGUCCCGUGGAUCCCGACCCAAUGCAAGCCGCCCUCCGAUGCAAAGAUCAUACAUGUGGAUGUCGAUCCUUUGAAAGAGAAUAUGCCUCUGCAUUACAUCCCGGCCUUCCGAAGGUAUCGCGCAGACUCAGAGACUGCGAUCCGACAGCUGAACGACUACAUUUCUCAACACCAACGGUAUUCUAACCUCACAAAGAUCGAGCCUUAUAACAAGAGAUGGGAAGCGCUAGAAGUAUCGCAUCGACAACACCUCUCAAAGCUCGCAAAGAUUGCGGAACCACCUGCCGACCCCUCAGAGCCUGUGGGAACAUCUUAUCUUUGCUCAAAGCUACGGGCCACAUGCCCUGCAGACACCAUCUGGUGCGUCGAGGCUGUCACGAACGCGCCCUUUAUCUACGAACAGCUCCAGGUAGAUGAGCCCGGCCAUCUCAUUAACGGGGGCGGAGGCGGUCUUGGCUGGUCCGGAGGCGCUACGAUUGGCGUGAAGUUGGCUUCAGACUGGUUGGCUGGGGGCCAAGGAAAAGGAAAGUUUGUAACACUGAUUGUGGGCGAUGGCACCUACAUGUUUGGAGUCCCAAGCACCGUGUAUUGGAUUGCCCGGAGGUACGGGCUGCCCACGUUGACCGUGGUUCUAAGUAACAAGGGAUGGAAUGCUCCUCGGAAUUCAUUGACAUUGGUUCACCCCGAUGGCUAUGGAUCCAAGCUGUCGAAUGAAGGUCUGAACAUCUCAUUUACGCCGACCCCCGACUUCUCAGGCAUAGGAAAAGCAGCAUCAGGAGGAACUGCAUGGGCUGGAGUUGUCUCUACGAGCGAGGACUUGAUUCGAUUGCUACCGGAAGCUGUUAAAAAGGUGCAGUCUGGCGUUUCGGCGAUUCUCGAAGUUAGACUUAAGGGGUCCUGGUGA